UUGUAAUAUGGCGGUAUUUUUGUCUAAAAUUUUCCGUUUUCCAUGGUUUGUUCUUUAAGUUUUACUUUUAAAUAUCCAUCAUUUGAAUCUAGCAAUGUCAGUCAUACUCGAAACUACCAUUGGCGAUUUGGUUAUUGACCUUUUCACUGAAGAAAGGCCCAGAGCGUCUUUGAAUUUUCUGAAGCUGUGCAAAGUGAAGUUCUAUAACUUCAGUCUCUUUCACUUCGUUCAGAGAGACUUUUUGGCACAAACUGGUGAUCCUACUGGUUCGGGACGAGGAGGAGAAUCUAUCUUUCGAUCACUGUAUGGCGACCAGGCUAGAUUCUUUAAUGCAGAAGUUAAACCCAGAAUCAAACAUGUCAAGAAAGGAACUGUGUCUAUGGUUAAUAAUGGUCAAGAUAUGCAUGGCUCACAGUUUUUUAUCACUUUGGGUGAUGAUCUAGAUUACCUGGAUGGAAAGCAUACAGUGUUUGGUGAGGUUGCCGAGGGUUUCAAUGUCCUCGAAAAAUUGAAUGAAACCAUUUGUGAUGAUGGCCACAGACCAUAUCAAGAUGUGAGAAUAACGCACACUGUUGUCCUAGAUGAUCCAUUUGAUGAUCCAGAUGGUCUGCAAGUUCCCGAUAGAUCCCCAGAGCCGACCAAAGAACAACUUGAUAGCGGACGUAUUGGGGCGGAUGAAGAUAUUGACGAUACAAAAGACAAGACAGUGGAGGAGAUCGAAGAGAUGAUUGAACAACGAGAAUUCAAGGCUGGUGCUCAAAUAUUGGAAAUGGUUGGCGACAUACCCGAUGCUGACAUCAAGCCACCUGAAAAUGUUUUAUUCGUUUGCAAAUUGAAUCCGGUCACGACUGACGAGGAUCUCGAAAUCAUAUUCUCAAGAUUUGGAUCAAUCAAAAGUUGUGAAAUAAUACGAGAUUCUGUAUCCAAAGAGUCGCUGCAAUACGCCUUUAUUGAAUAUGAAAACGUAGAAGAUUGUGAACGUGCUUAUUUCAAGAUGGAUAACGUUCUUAUCGAUGAUCGCCGUAUUCACGUCGAUUUCAGUCAGUCCGUGGCGAAACUAGUUCAUACCAAACCCGGUGCAAAACCUGUUUACGAGUUGAAGAGCAAACCGGAUCAUGUGACCCCUAAACUGGGCAUAAAAGAUACUGCGAGGAAAGACAGCAAACGCUACGACAUGGUGUUUGACGAUGAGGACUCGGACGAGGGAAAGCGAAAAAGUCCGAUGGCAAACCGAAGCACUCCGAUACGAAAAGAAGACGCCGUUCUUCGAGCAAUGACGAUCGUUACGAUCGUAAAAGGAAAUACAAAGAUGACUACGAGAAGAAACAAGCCAGAGAAAAAUCAGAUAGACGCCAUUACUCAAGAAAUAAUAGAUCUCCCGAAAGAUCUGACGAUAGACGUCGAAGGUCGUACGAUAGUCACCGACUUUCGAAAGCGGACGAGAGGCAAAGGAAGUCGGAUGAUUCGCACCGUAAAUCAAGAGACUAUCAUCGCCAUUCAGAUGACUCUCACAGGAGGUCGGGGAGUGGAAAACGGAAGUCGUAAGAAAGAAUUCGAAGGUUGGCGAGUCUGUGAAAACUGAAUAUUGGCCGAGUUUAUUUUGGGGAUUGAAUAGCGGCAUACAAGCCGUUAACGAAACCGCCAUUCAUGGUAUACUCUCUCAUGUCAUUUAGCUACGUACUGUGGAUUUCAAUGGAAGCAUGAGUGAUUUUGUAUUGCAUUUGCAAACAAUCCGCUGCUUCGUAUCAUACGUCAGAUGGUUAUCUAGAGACCUCGCGAACUUUGUAAAGACAAUGCAAAAUGCGAUGAAUGAUUUGUAAAAUUCCUGCAACUCAUGGUUGGACGAUUCGCAUUCCUCCUUGGAGUUAUCUGAAUUCGGCCUGACACCGUAGUGCGAUGAUAACGCAAUGAUGUAGUUCGAUGCAGAACAAUAUUUCGAUCUGCCAUGCAUGCUUGCUGGCCUAUGUAUAUGUAUGUAUGUAUGCAGCAGUUCUUCCAGAGAGGAAAAAAGUGUUUUCAACAAAUGGUCGAACAUCUGUUUGCAAGAAAAAGUUUGUAAUAGUUGAGCUCACCUUUAAACGGACGAAUUUUUCACGUGGGUUAUUUUUUAAGAAAAGGAGUAAAAGCUUGUAAAUAGCAACUUGGUAGAAAUGUGAUGGCUCACAGAACGUAGCUUUUAUUUUCGGAUUGCGUUCGGGAAAACAACAAUUCGUAUUCAUAAUUACGUAUAUUCAUAGCGAGAACAAACCAGUAACUACCAGGGAUGUUUUGCAAAUUUUAGGAGUAGGGGAACGCUUUAUUAAGUCUGAUGGGCAUGGCCUACAGUGUAAGGGUGUGGUCACUGGUCGGUAAUAAGUAAUAUGCAAAUUGUGGCAUUUUCAAAUUUACUUUUAAUUGGAAUGACCUUUAAUUAGAAAAUUUUAAUCAAAUCACAGUAUACAGGGCUGGAUUAACCUUUCGUGGGGCCCGUGGCAUAUUUUUAGCCCUGGGCCCUUCUCCCUCCCCCUGGCCGGCUGCAAUUCAGAUUGUCCUAAAAUCAGAAAGAUUAAAAAAUAAUAUGUAUACCAUGAUGUGCAAAAAUAUCUGUAUGUUAAAACAAGAACGUAUGUACAUUAAUUUGAGUAUUUGAAUUGUCAUCCAACCCAGCUUAGAUCAAUAACAUUAAUUGACAAUUAUAUAGAACUUGGUUAUGAAGUAAAAAUUAAACCUAAUUAACCAACUGAACGUUCAUAAGAUUCAGUAUACAUGCUCUGAUGCGGCGAUGCAUGCUCGCUCGACAUGUAUGUAAAAUGUACGUGUAAGUAAUUUUAACACAUCUUUUACUAAAGUCUCAUUUUGUUUGUAAA
Messenger RNA from Xenia sp. Carnegie-2017, 2846 nucleotides. RefSeq names its product peptidyl-prolyl cis-trans isomerase-like 4. The record is from RefSeq and is a predicted model, not a curated record. Gene Ontology annotation, cellular component: nucleus. Gene Ontology annotation, molecular function: RNA binding; peptidyl-prolyl cis-trans isomerase activity. Lineage: Eukaryota; Metazoa; Cnidaria; Anthozoa; Malacalcyonacea; Xeniidae. The transcript is spliced from 11 exons. Bases 95 to 1582 code for a protein of 495 amino acids. Gene Ontology annotation, biological process: protein peptidyl-prolyl isomerization.